Onychomys torridus (southern grasshopper mouse) is the source of this 3101-nucleotide messenger RNA. It is a transcript of the gene Mex3c, whose product is annotated as mex-3 RNA binding family member C. The record is from RefSeq and is a predicted model, not a curated record. The transcript has 2 exons. Gene Ontology annotation, molecular function: RNA binding. NCBI's taxonomy places the organism in Eukaryota, Metazoa, Chordata, Mammalia, Rodentia, Cricetidae. Bases 48 to 2033 code for a protein of 661 amino acids.
CCCGCUGCCGCCGCCGCCGCCGCCGCCAUUGACAGCGCGCCGCCGCGAUGCCGAGCGGCAGCUCCGCGGCCCUGGCCCUGGCGGCGGCCCCGGCCCCCCUGCCGCAGCCGCCUCCGCUGCCGCCGCCCGCGGGAGGCCCGGAGCUCGAGGGGGACGGGCUGCUGCUGAGGGAACGCCUGGCCGCGCUAGGCCUCGACGACCCCAGCCCGGCGGAGCCCGGCGCCCCGGCGCUCCGGGCCGCGGCGGCGGCGGCGGCGGCGCAGUGCCAGGCCCGGCGGGCGGCCGGGCUGGCUGCGGAGGAACCCUCUCCGCCCGGCCGACCGGCGCCCUCCGAGACGGCGGAGCUGGAGCUGGAGGAGGACGAGGAGGAGGGGGAGGAAGCGGAGCUGGACGGAGACCUGCUGGAGGAGGAGGAGGAGGAGCUGGAGGAGGCUGAGGAGGAGGACCGGCCGUCGCUGCUGCUGCUGUCGCCGCCCGCGGCCACCGCCUCCCAGACCCAGCCGAUCCCGGGCGGGCCCCUGGGGUCGGUGCUGUUGCCCACCGCCGGCUUCGAUGCCCGGGAGGCGGCGGCCGCGGCGGCGGCGGCGGCGGCGGCGGCGGGGGUGCUGUACGGAGGGGACGAUGCCCAGGGCAUGAUGGCGGCGAUGCUGUCCCACGCCUACGGCCCCGGCCCCGGCGGAGGGGCGGCCGCCGCCGCCGCUCUGAACGGCGAGCAAGCGGCCCUGCUGAGGAGGAAGAGCGUCAACACCACCGAGUGCGUUCCCGUGCCCAGUUCCGAGCAUGUCGCCGAGAUUGUCGGACGCCAGGGUUGUAAAAUUAAAGCACUGAGAGCCAAGACAAACACGUAUAUCAAGACACCUGUUCGUGGUGAAGAGCCCAUUUUUGUUGUCACUGGACGGAAAGAAGAUGUUGCCAUGGCCAAAAGAGAAAUCCUCUCGGCUGCAGAGCACUUCUCUAUGAUUCGUGCAUCUCGAAACAAAAAUGGCCCUGCGCUGGGAGGGUUAUCCUGUAGUCCUAAUCUGCCUGGUCAAACCACGGUCCAAGUCAGGGUCCCCUAUCGUGUGGUAGGGCUAGUAGUUGGACCAAAAGGAGCAACAAUUAAGAGAAUUCAGCAGCAGACCCAUACGUACAUAGUAACUCCAAGCAGAGAUAAGGAGCCGGUCUUUGAAGUGACAGGGAUGCCCGAAAAUGUUGAUCGAGCGCGGGAAGAAAUAGAAAUGCAUAUCGCCAUGCGCACAGGAAACUACAUAGAGCUCAAUGAAGAAAAUGAUUUCCAUUAUAACGGUACCGACGUGAGCUUUGAAGGUGGCACUCUUGGCUCUGCAUGGCUCUCUUCCAAUCCAGUUCCUCCUAGCCGUGCAAGAAUGAUGUCCAACUAUCGAAAUGACAGUUCUAGUUCUCUAGGAAGUGGUUCCACUGAUUCUUAUUUUGGAAGCAAUAGGCUGGCUGACUUUAGUCCAACAAGCCCAUUUAGCACAGGAAACUUUUGGUUUGGAGAUACACUACCAUCUGUAGGCUCAGAAGAUCUUGCAGUAGACUCUCCUGCCUUUGACUCUUUACCAACAUCUGCUCAAACUAUCUGGACUCCCUUUGAACCAGUUAACCCACUCUCUGGCUUUGGGAGUGAUCCUUCUGGUAACAUGAAGACUCAGCGUAGAGGAAGUCAGCCAUCAACUCCUCGUCUGUCUCCUACAUUUCCUGAGAGCAUAGAACACCCACUUGCUCGGAGGGUUAGGAGCGACCCACCCAGUACAGGCAACCAUGUUGGCCUUCCAAUCUACAUCCCUGCUUUUUCUAAUGGUACCAAUAGUUACUCCUCUUCCAAUGGUGGUUCCACCUCUAGCUCACCUCCAGAAUCAAGAAGAAAGCACGACUGUGUGAUUUGCUUUGAAAAUGAAGUUAUUGCUGCCCUAGUUCCAUGUGGCCACAACCUCUUCUGCAUGGAAUGUGCCAACAAGAUCUGUGAAAAGAGACCGCCAUCAUGUCCAGUUUGCCAGACAGCUGUUACUCAGGCAAUCCAAAUUCACUCUUAACUAUAUAUAUAUACAUAAAUACUAUAGCUCUAUAUGGACUCGUAAAGGCAUGGGUGUAAUGGGACCCCCAGUAAACUUCCUAAUGAAUUCUUAUGACUGUUAGCAGGCUUUAUUGGGAUUAGGCUAAAGUUGUUAGUACACUUAUAAAAGGCUGCUAUGGUCACACUAAACCUAAGUGGUCUCUUGUCUAUUAGUUUGGUUUGGAUUAUUAAUACUAUCUUGUAGACUAUGAGACAUAGCUUGUAUAAGAGUUGUUAAAGCUGAAGUUCUGCUUGGCUGUGUAAGCUAUGAGCGAAAUGUGUACACCUGAGAUUGUAGUCAGUGGGCCCCAAAGCCUCGCACAUUAAGAGUUUAUGGAGGUGCCUGGCUUUACAGACGACUGACUUUCCAGUGCUGCCUUCUUUACACUGCCAGUUUUGUCACAACAGGUUUGUUUUUUAUUUCACAACAACUUCUGCCUAAUUCUGCAGGAUUGCAAGUAACUUUUUAAAGCAUUGUGGUUACUUAUUAGUAAUAAUAGGGAUGAUGGCAGUUUACUAGAUCACUGGUUAUAACUUGGGACAAAAACUGCUACAUUGACUUCAUCUCACCCAGAGUGCUCAAGGCUGGUGUAUUCAGUGGAUCAGGAAUACAAUUGUCUUUGAUUGUGAAUUCCUACCCAUUGCCUUCCUUGGUGAAUGUGGAAAUAGCCGCCUGAGUUUUCCCAUUUCAGGAUGGGCUUUUGGAUGCACCUAUAUUGGCUGAAAAAUUUGAGAAUGAGAACAUUCCAUUCAUUAGUCUGAUCAAGCUAUUAAUAUUUAGACAGUAGAUCAAAAUGAGAAACAUUUUAUGUUCAAUCCAUAUUGUCUUGCACAUUAUAAAUAUAUUUUUAUUUUUUAGUAAUGUAGGGGAUGGGGAGAGAGAUAAUAAUGCCCUUGGCAUAAUUCAUGAAAGCAGCUGUGACAACCUCCAAUCAGUUUACUUCAUUUCAAACCUAUUUCCAAUCACAAAGAAAGAUUUCUUUUAAACACACUUGUACAUUUCAGCUGUGGAUGUUUUAACUUCAUCCUUAGUAUGUCCCCAGAUUUG